Cuscuta epithymum is the source of this 1732-nucleotide messenger RNA. The record is from the annotation of a GenBank genome assembly. NCBI's taxonomy places the organism in Eukaryota, Viridiplantae, Streptophyta, Magnoliopsida, Solanales, Convolvulaceae.
GCCCUCUUUUAUGCCCAUCUAGGAUGCUUAAAUGUGCUUUAGUGACAACUCAAGGGGUUUUGCCCCUUUUCCCAAUUUUAUUUGUACAUAACGAGUUAAUCUGAAAACUAUCCAUCUAUGUGUGAAUCGCAGAAUGAAUUUAAUACGAUAACCUUUAGUAAUAUCAACCCAAUUUUCCAUAAACACUCAAUUCCAGAAAUCGAAGCGUUUAACUGGCUUCAGCAGUCUUUCAAAAAAAAAACUGGCUUCAAAAGUACAAUAUGAUCACUUCUUCGUAGACUCCCUUCCCUCCAUUGUGUUAUUCGAUUCGAUUACGGAUUGCCGGCCAUGCAAUAGGGUGCUCGUAGCUUUCUCUUCAACUCCUCAGAUUUCAUCGGCAGUUCAGAUCUCCAUCCUCCUCAGACAUAAUUUCUGAGACUAAGCAAAGCCCCCCAUGGAUAAGCUGAAGACAAAAUUUACAUGGAGGAUCGAGAAUUUCUUGCAACUGGAGGUUGAAAAGCUUUACUCUGUGACGUUUCUCGUGAGUGAGAAGAAAUGGAGGGUGCUCCUUUUUCCCAGAGGAAACAAGACAAUGAAGAUUGAAGAUCAUAUGUCAUUGUACCUCGAUGUGGCUGAUGCGUCUAGCUUACCCAAUGGCUGGAGUAUAUCAACAAAUUUCAGUCUAACUCUUAUAGACCAGAUAGAUAGCAAAAGAACCACCAAGAAAGAGGAAAAUCACACUUUCCAUGCUAAAGAAAGGGAUUGGGGUUUCCACAAUUUUAUCCCUCUCAGUGAUCUUCAUGAUAAAAGUGGAGGGUAUCUUGUUGAAGACACGUGCUUGAUUGAAGUUGAAGUAAACGUGCCUGAUCAUGUUUCCCCAUGUGUCAACAAUAAAGCUUUAGAUUCUUCUGUUGCUGAUUUUGAUCAUGCAGAAACUGCCUAUGCCCAGGGUCAGGCUUUUCUCGAGUCCCUGCGACCCAAGAAACUGUCCACCUCUGUACCUCCUAAUAGUGCUUCAACAUUUGAAAUGUCUUUGCUUAAAGGAAAUGCAACUCAUUUUAAAGAACUCCUUGACAUACUGAUAUCAUCCCCUCUGGAUGAUUUAGCUAGUCCUGAGAGCGAAGCUGCAGUAUUGAAAUAUUUUUCCUCACUGAACAACACUUUCCUACAUGUUAAGGGUGGGAGUAGUGAGUAUCCCUGGUCCACUCUUGAGAAAACCAAAACCCUUCUUGAAGAACUACUGAAGACAGAGGAGGGAUUAAAGACUGAAUUGGAAGGGCUAAAUAAGAAAGAAACGGAGUUGGAAGCUCAACUCGAGGCAAUGGAAUGCAAUUGUCGAAAACUCGAAGACGAAAGAGAAGUGUUGUCAAAGCAGAUGGUGACAGUCUGUUCUCUUGCCAAGGAACAUGCUCGGAAAGUUGAAUCAAAGAAGGCUAAGAUGGAACAGGAUAAAAACAAGGUGGAGCUGAGCUUGAAGUCUAAAUGGACUGCAACUAAACAUCUCUUUGCAUGAGAAUUAUGAGCUGUCUAGUGUCCAUUAAUACAUCCCACUUCCCAAACACUUUGUUUUCUGUUACCAGUCAAGGGAUUAGAUUUUAACCUACUUUUGUAAGGUUUGGUUUGAAGAAAGGGGAUUUACAUAAACGCGGAUCUACUAUAAACAUUAAACACCUUUUACUUAUCAGUUUAUAAUGCUUCAAAAGUGUUUUUGGAUUAUCAUUAUUCAAUGAAAUGCUUCUUUCAAAAGCAUUUU